AUGAGGAAUGAAUCAUGGAUCAUGUGUGGUGAUUUUAACACUGUCAUCAAUGGUGAGGAAAAGCUUGGAGGUGCUGUAAUUACUAAAGCUGACACCAAAGAUUUCAGGGAUUUAAUUGAAGACUGCCAUCUAAAUCAUCUAAAAACAACAGGAUGCUUCUAUACAUGGAACAAUAAACAAGAUCAUGAUUCCAUAGUGUGGUGUAGACUGGAUAGAGCUCUGGUGAAUGAUGCAUGGCUUAACAUGUAUAAUGCUAGUCAGGUUGAAUUCUUGCUGCCUUACUUCUCUGACCAUUCUCCUGCUUUAGUUUCACUUUUCCAGGAAUGUUCAAAAGGAAAGAAACCUUUUAGAUUCUUCAAGAUGUGGUCCAAGCAUGAUAGCUACAUUCCUACUAUUUCUGCCAUUUGGCAAACAAAAGUAGAGGGAUACAAAAUGUUUGUAGUUUGCAAGAGGCUUAAACUAAUGAGAGGUGCACUUAAGGAGUUAAACAAGAAGCACUAUUAUAAUAUCGGUGAGCAGGUUCUUAGAGCUAAAAAGGCUCUUGAAGAGGUUCAAGGCAGUUUGCAAAUAAAUCCUCUCAAUCCAGACUACAUUAUGAAGGAAAGGGAGUGUAUUGCAAAUUAUAACAAACUUUUGGAUUGUGAGCUUUCAUUUCAGCAGCAAAAGCCAAGAUAA
Asparagus officinalis (garden asparagus) is the source of this 675-nucleotide messenger RNA. RefSeq lists its product as uncharacterized. The transcript has a single exon. NCBI's taxonomy places the organism in Eukaryota, Viridiplantae, Streptophyta, Magnoliopsida, Asparagales, Asparagaceae. The record is from RefSeq and is a predicted model, not a curated record. Bases 1 to 675 code for a protein of 224 amino acids.